Staurois parvus is the source of this 342-nucleotide messenger RNA. The record is from the annotation of a GenBank genome assembly. NCBI's taxonomy places the organism in Eukaryota, Metazoa, Chordata, Amphibia, Anura, Ranidae.
CUCGGUCCAGCGCUAUACAGUCUUCCGGCCCGGCAUCUUUACUGUCCGCAGUCUCUUGCUGGUCAUCCCAUGUACUGUCUGCAGUCCUCUGGUCAUCCCCUGUACUGUCCGCAGUCUCUUGUCUUGUCACCCCCUGUACUGUCCGCCAUCGUCCCUGGUCAUCAUCCCCUGUACUGUUCGCAGUCUCUUGGUCAUCUCCUGUACUGUCCGCAGUCUCUGGGUCAUCCCCUGUACUGUCUGCAGUCCUGGUCAUCCCCUGUACUGUCUGCAGUCUCUGGUCAUAUCCUGUACUGUGUCCGCAGUCUUCUGGUCAUCUCCUGUACUGUGUCCGCAGCCUCUGGU